AUGGCGCACGAUCCUACCGUCGAGUUGACUGCGGCCGACAAAACAUUGAUAGUUUGGCUGCUGAUUUUCGCUUGUGCUUUUUUAAUGGCCGGACUCAGCCAGUUGUACAGGCUCGGCCCAAGAGACUAUUUUAGCGACGUGAGAAACUGGAUGGAUCUAUCCAUAUUUGUCCCGUUUCUAGUGGACAAUACACUGCAUAUAACGGACAAUUUCGUGCACGUCAACGUCAUGGUCAGGAUCUUCUUUGAUUCGAUCGCGGCAAUUUCUCUAGUUCUAGCAUGCCUUCGAUUCAUAAGAUUUUUCUACCUGAGUACAUUUCUCGGACCUUUAUUGCUGUUGGUUGUAGCCAUGAAUGGUGACGUCAUUCGCUUUCUGUGUAUCUGUUUUUUCACGGUGGUGUCGUUUGCAUUCGGAUUUUACUACCUCUAUGCUGAACUUGAUGGUACUGGCGAUUUUAAUGCGUUCUUCACGGCCAUUUCCGCAUUACUGAACACACUGUUCACAUCGGACCCAACAAGUAGCUUGUACGUCAACGUUAUUUACAAUGUAACUGACUCAGAUGGCGAUAGCUAUGACGUACACGAUGCCUCCAUUAUGAUUGCUGGCAUUGGCGUGGUCAUGUAUUUAUUCUUUGGAGUUUCGCUCAUCAUUAUAUUGGUCAAUGUAUGCAUCGCCAUGAUGUCAGAUACAUAUGCCAGAUUAAGGGAAAACAUCGACAUCGAGUGGAAAUAUGUUCGUACUAAAAUGUGGUUGGAGCAUUUUGACGGUCCUGUGUUGCCUCCAUUCUUCAAUGUCAUUCCAUCAGUUACUUGGUUAAUGUACAUUGCCAGGAAGUUAUGCUACAGACAAAACUCUACAGGCUGUCUUGCACCACGAACUGAGGACAAUACAUUGGGGAAGGAUAUCCUUUCAUUAAGCUACACAAAGUUGACCAAGGAGUUGAUUAAUCGUUACAUGAUUGAAAAAGGCGUAGUUUCAGAAGAAGAUCAAAUGUUUGAAACCAAUGGCAACGUGAACGCAAUAGAGAAGAAUAAUCUUGGACUUGGCGGCCCAGGCGUCGUGAUACAUGUUGGACCCAACGACGAAGCUCAUCAAAAACGUGAUAGUGUCAACUAA
This is a messenger RNA of Saccoglossus kowalevskii, 1116 nucleotides long. RefSeq names its product short transient receptor potential channel 4-like. Gene Ontology annotation, cellular component: plasma membrane; cation channel complex. Gene Ontology annotation, biological process: calcium ion transmembrane transport; regulation of cytosolic calcium ion concentration. The record is from RefSeq and is a predicted model, not a curated record. Gene Ontology annotation, molecular function: protein binding; inositol 1,4,5 trisphosphate binding; store-operated calcium channel activity. NCBI's taxonomy places the organism in Eukaryota, Metazoa, Hemichordata, Enteropneusta, Harrimaniidae.